Hevea brasiliensis (rubber tree) is the source of this 1173-nucleotide messenger RNA. RefSeq names its product protein PAM68, chloroplastic. The record is from RefSeq and is a predicted model, not a curated record. The coding region runs from base 87 to 977 and encodes 296 amino acids. NCBI's taxonomy places the organism in Eukaryota, Viridiplantae, Streptophyta, Magnoliopsida, Malpighiales, Euphorbiaceae. The transcript has 4 exons.
CUUAUCCUCUGCCUAGCAGACCAAUAGAAAAGGGAAACCAUAUGUGAAGACAAUUAACAUACUCUCUGUGACCGAAAUAGUUGGGCAUGGCGUCGAAACCGCGACCUUCUUCCGCAGCAAUUUUGGGGUCUAGGCCCUUCUCUUCUUCCAUAGCCAAGCCUUCCAUUGCCUCUCUCUCCCUAACCACAGGGCAGGGUUGUGGGAAGAAGUAUUAUGUAGGAAUCGGGAUUCAGGGCAAGAAUGGGAAGUUUCAGUUCCAUGUUGCGGUUAACAAUGUCGCAGCUGACGUUAGCUUCGUUGAGGAGAGAGACAGAGCUUCAGAGAAUGUGUUAAUGGCUUCAACACAAGCACUACGGAUCAGGUCAUCAUCCUCCACAUUAUCACUUUCUUCCAAGAUCUUUGAACAAUCCUUAAUAUUUACAUCUUCACUUGCUCCAAUCAAACAAGCCUCCAAAUUCCCGAUUUCCAAACGCAUUUUCUACCCAAAUCAAUAUCAUUUUUCAUGCUCCUGGCCCCUGUAUGCUACCUUAAAUAGCCCAAAAGGCUUUGGCCCUCCCCCAAAGAAAACCAAAAAGACCAAGAAAUCAAGGAUAGUCUACGAUGAUGAUGAUGAUGAUGAUGAUGAUGAUGAUGGUGAUGACGAUAAUGAACCAGAUGCAGGCAUCAUACCAGAGGUAGUGACCAACAGGAUGAUUAGCAGGAUGGGAUUUUCUGUGGGAAUUCCUUUGUUUAUUGGGUUGUUGUUCUUUCCAUUCUUUUACUACUUGAAGGUUGGUCUGAAAAUUGAUGUACCCACAUGGGUGCCUUUCAUAGUGUCCUUCUUUUUCUUUGGUUCUGCCUUGUUGGGUGUGAGUUAUGGUAUUGUGUCUUCCAGUUGGGAUCCAAUGAGGGAAGGCUCACUCUUGGGUUGGAAUGAGGCUCAAAAGAACUGGCCUGUCUUUUGGCAGUCUCUUUGGGGUAGAUCUGGCAAGAAAUAGGGCUUAGUUUUCUCUUUUGUAUCUUUGCCUAAUUUGUGUUAUCUUCUUUUUCUUCUUCUCUUUCUUCAUUUUCCUCGUCCUGGUCAUGUCAAUGUAUUCUAACACUAAACAGAAUUUUGACAGCCUUGGGUUUGUAGAUUCUUAUAUCAACUCUUCUUUCUCAAAAACCACAUUUCACACCGAGUGAUUUAUACUA